Molecule: messenger RNA, 1392 nt
Organism: Rhodofomes roseus
Lineage: Eukaryota; Fungi; Basidiomycota; Agaricomycetes; Polyporales; Fomitopsidaceae
Exons: 4
Coding region: 1-1392 (463 amino acids)
Source: RefSeq, a predicted model, not a curated record
AUGUGGCCGCGACACCCCCGCUCUCCCCCAGCGACGUCUCUGUUUCCAAAUCAUGCUGCCUUCGCGGCUCUGCUCCUGCUUUCACUCGGGUAUGGCGCAACGACCCCAGUGAACAGGACGAUCGACGACUACCUCGGCGACUCCGCGACGGGCGCACGCCCCGUGUUCUCGCCCGGCUGGAACUACGGGCCGACGUGCCCCGGGUGCUACGUCCAGCCCGACAUCGCGCUCACGUUCGACCGCUCCUGGCACGACACGACCGUCUCGGUCUACAGCGUCACCACGAACAUCUCCAUCGAGUUCACCGGGACGGCGCUGUGGGUGUAUGGCAUCGUGCCGAACUACGUGCGCAAUGCGAACACGCUCGUCAACGUUUCCUUCGCGCUCGACGGCGCGCCCGCGGGGAACUACACGCACCAGCCGUCGAGUUCCACCGAGUUCUUCUAUAACGUCACGCUCUUUAGUACCACUGCGCUGGAGAAUGUGGCACACACGCUCGUGAUGACGCCCCAGGGGACCGCAGAGGCGUCGUAUCUGGCGUUUGAUUGGGCGGAGUAUACGUAUGAGGAGGAGGUCGUGUCGAGCUCGACUGUGCAGUCUGCUGCCACUAGUAGCUCAUCGUCGAUACCGAGCCAGACACCCGCAUCGCAAUCGACAGAGAACGCAAACACGACCCCAAAGCACAAUCCACCAGUAGCAGCCAUCGCAGGCGGAGUCGUCGGCGGCCUCUGCGGGCUCGCACUUUUGGCCAUCCUCUUCUACCUAUGCCAGCGAGCCAGCCGGAGAGGCAGCACGACCGGGCGCGCGGACGCCGAUGGCGACCCCAUGGCGAAGGUGGACCCCUUCCUCUAUCCGUCCACGUUCCAAAUCGGUCGAGCCGCUGGGAUUUCCCUACACGGGAACCCGUCUUCACUGGCGUCACCCAGUGCUGACCUGCGAGCACCCACUUCUUCCCAUGGGGAGGAUGGGGCGUACGUGAGCUCUGCCGAGCUUUCGAGCGAGACGGGCGCGUUGCCCGUGAGCCUGGGGGCGAGGCGCUCGGUGCUGCCACGUCCGGCCGCGCCGCGCGCGAACCAGAAGGUUGCGAGGAGACGCGAGGAGAUCUCCCGCCAGGUGCGCGACGUCGAGGACAUCCUCGCCGAGCUGCGCCGGCGCCAGUCCGUGCUGUCCGCGCGUUCCAGUCCGUCUGUGCUUCCGGGCGGGAUGUCAGACGCACCAGUACAAGGGGGCGAGCCUCCUCCGUCGGUAGCGCAGGCGUUGCUGCCGGACCAGGAUGGGAUGGUUAUGGAAGAGUGGGGGCGCCGGAUUGAUCGGCUGCAGACGGAGUUGGAGAGGUUGAGGGCGGAGCAGGAGGGGAUUGUGUUGAGGGAUCCGCCGCCGGCGUAUGUGUAG